AUGACAGUCUCUUACGGAAAAAAGCCACGACGCCGACGAAGCGUAUUCAAUCUUUGGAAUCAGCCCAAAGUCACCUCUCGUCACAGCAAACCAUUCCCGUCUCCGGCCGACACGGCAGUGUCCGACAGUUCCGUAUCUCCCAACCCCAUUGACAGGGGUAGCAGAGCUCGAUUUCGAUUCCGAUUGACACGGAGCAGCUCGAAGUUCUUAUUGUUACUUGGGCUGGGGAAUUCCUCCAACAGUUUGUUCUUCAUAUGCCCUGGCCUGCUCCUAGCUUACUAUGCUGACUUUCGAAUCACAGGCAACAAGACAAGCGUCGAAUCAGGCGACGAUGUCCAAAAACCUGACCGUGACCUGCACAUUCUAGUUGUCUCGGGGGCUGCCCAAAGUGACUCGAAUUAUAUGACAGGCAGUUGUUUUCUUGAGACCCAACCCCUGAUCGGUACUACUUGUGGCAACAUACUGCUGGACAUCCCGGACAAUUCCACGCAAAGCCCAGCAGAUGGCAAGGCAUCAGGCCGCAAGAUUGAUGCUCAAGUCGACGGAGAGGACAUCCAGCAAGACCGCGAUAACAUUCCUUCCACAUUUAAUGUCGAACCCCAAGGUUCGUCAAACUCGAGACUCAUGGACCGCGUUUCUCAAAGACUCUCGUUAACAUUUGGGCACCCAACGGUGGUUCAUCGCACCCACUUACGUUCCAGGCCCAGUGAAAUUUUCCUCCACUCUCCAUUAUUGUCCAGCAAACAAGGGGAUGGGGCCAACGAUGACAGCUCGGAUCCUUCAACCACCCCAAGCAGUAGUGGCUCUCCCAUGGGCUGCUCAACACCCUGGACCCCAGUGACAUCCGCAGAGCCAUCUCCUUCUUCAUUGGAGAAGUACAAACCUGAAGUGAACGAGUGGUCUACAAUUUCGAACUGUAUUUCGAGCCCAAGCUCGACGCCAAGCGGCAAACCGCCUGUCACUCCUCCGUCCAUUCUUACCGUGGAAACUGCGUCUGUCGCCAAGGUCUAUCUUGAACUCUACUUCAAUUCCAUUUAUGAGAACGAAGACCCACGCUUCCAGCGUCAAUACGAAUUAGAGCAGCACAUCUCUGCGUUCCAUCUGGAUCCCGAAGAGCAGGAAGCUACCCGACGUAACUGGGCCCUGCAAGAGAAUGAAUAUAUGCGGCAGUGUCGAAUGUUGAAAACCCGUUUAAAAUCCCCACACAUCAAUCGAACAGACUCGGUUGCUGGAUACGAAGUCAUUAAAACGCUAGGAAAAGGCAGCUUCGGGCAGGUGCGUCUGGUGCGCGAGAAAGAUAGCCAAAAAUUGGCCAAGGGCGAUGAUGAGAGCCCGCUGCGCGAUGCCAUUACUUCCAGCGCAAGAAGCCGACAUCUUAAUACAGUAAGAUCGGCCGUUGAUGGAGCCAGACACAGCAGACGCAAAUUCAUGACAGGCGAAAAGAAGGAAGUCUAUGCCAUGAAAGCGAUCAAGAAAUCAGACAUGAUCCGCAAUUGCCAAGAAGGUCACAUUCGAGCGGAGCGAGACUUUCUCGUUGCCUCUGAAAAAUCUCACUGGGUCGUUCCAUUGAUAUGCAGUUUCCAAGAUGACAGCUACUUGUACCUCGUCAUGGACUACAUGGUUGGUGGGGAUUUCCUUGGGCUUUUGAUCCGCAGGGAUAUUUUGCGUGAAGAGUGGACACGGUUUUACACUGCCGAGAUGGUUCUGUGCAUCGAGGAAGCUCAUAAACUUUGUUGGAUUCACCGUGACAUCAAGCCAGACAACUUUCUCAUAUCGGCGUCUGGGCAUCUGAAAAUUUCUGACUUUGGGUUGGCCUUCAAUGGACAUUGGUCUCAUGAUCAGGCAUAUUACAACAACCACCGCUAUUCUCUGCUGCAAAAGCUUGGUAUUGAGAUCGAAGGCGAUACUGAAGAUCAGGCUCAAGCUGCAGAAGCGGAGAAAGACUCGAACAUGGAUCCAAAUGCAAAAGAUCAGAGUGACUUUCCCCAGUAUCGGGUGCCUUCAACGGGUCUUCUUGCAUGGCGGAACAAAAAAGGGCGACGGCGAUUUGCAAAGAGUGUGGUUGGUACCAGCCAGUACAUGGCACCAGAGGUCAUUCGCGGAGAGAUGUAUGAUGGAAGAUGCGACUGGUGGAGCUUGGGUGUGAUUAUCUACGAGGCGAGUGAAGUUCAUUCCUGCUCUAAAACGUUCUAA
This is a messenger RNA of Penicillium brasilianum, 2193 nucleotides long. The record is from the annotation of a GenBank genome assembly. Lineage: Eukaryota; Fungi; Ascomycota; Eurotiomycetes; Eurotiales; Aspergillaceae.